Messenger RNA from Durusdinium trenchii, 4140 nucleotides. The record is from the annotation of a GenBank genome assembly. NCBI's taxonomy places the organism in Eukaryota, Dinophyceae, Suessiales, Symbiodiniaceae.
CCUCAACAGCUCCACCUGAGACCACCACCUCCUUUUUCGAUGCGCGCCAGCGCGAGUCUCCGGCGCAACAGCUACCGCGGCAGCGCGCUGCCCGUGACGCAGCAGCCGUCCGUGGCGUCGCUGCGGUCGCUGCCCUCGGAGAAGCCGGAAGGCUCAUCUUUGAAGAAUCUUGAGACGCUUGUGACUGAGAAUGGCGUCUUGGAGUUUCCAGAGACAGACAUGGAAGAUGAUGCAUUGCAAGCUGCCGUGCAGACCAUGAAGAGGCACAAGACCAUCACCUUCGAAGAUAUUGCCCUGAGCGAAGGUGUGAAGCAAAGUGUUUCUUGGGCAAACAGAGCGGUGAGGAAGUUGAAGCUCAUCCACCUCACCUUGAAGCUCAUCCCCUUGAUAAACUGAGGUCAUUCUUUGUCAGCUCGGAAGACAAAAACGAUUUGUCAUCUCUUGAGUGCGCCGAACAUCUCCACAGCUCAUCCACCUCAGCCUGAUCGGUUGAACAGGAUUCACCUUCUGGCAGAACUCGACCUGUUGCCUGGGGCGAAUUCGCCAAGUUUGCAGGCAUCGCGGCCUCCCCUUGUUUUGGCAAAACGCAUGGAUCUCGGGUUUUGGGCCCCAUGUCUUUCCCAAGAACCCCGAGGAGUCUCCAGGAUCCGGUCCUGAGGUGCGAUCCCCAGGAGUCUCCAGGACACUCGUUCGACGAACAGAUCACAUGUGUACAUGGUGUGGAUGGCAUAGUCCAAAGGAAGAGGACUUUCCGUGACAAACAGGGGGGCUGAGCUCCACUGCCAUGUGAGGUGCUCGUCGGAGAGUGUUUGGUGAAGAUGUGUUGAUCGCGGUAACGUUUUGAUCGCAAACCCUUCUCGGAGACGAAGCCUGGCUUCGUGAUGAUCGCUAUGAGGUUUAUCUAGACUAUUUGAAGUGGGAGAUCGACACGGAAAGCGCAUUUCUGGAGCUUCCUCUGACCAUUGUGGUUUUGAUCUCCUUCGCUAUGUUGGCUAUGAAUAUUUUGCAUCAGGAGCAGCUCUACACCAUGGAGACGGCCAUCGAGCGAGAUAUCAUCGAGAAUGCCAACUUCGCGUGGAGCGGCCACUUUGGGCACAAGGGAAUUCUGCAGGUGCACUCCAUCGCCGAUUUUUGGUCCUGGAUGCGCUUGGGCUUUUUGGGCCUGGUGGUGAAGCCAGGGUGGUUGUACAGCGAACCAGCGCCAGACAUCUUGGGGGGGCCCGACAUGACGUCGCGCCCGGACAUGCCCACGGCCUGGCUCUUCAAUGGCUAUGAACGACCUGCACCCGUGGCCAACGAGUAUUUGCACUACGCCAAAGUCAUCAGCGGAAUACGGAUGCGUCAAUCCGUCUCCGGCGCCGGUGACUUCUGCGUUUUGCCUAGCCUACUCGACCCUGCGCUACUCAGCCAGUGGCUGGCGAAGCCUUGUUUUCCAUCUGACCUAGGGCUACUGUCGCCUGAAGUGCAUGAGGCUGAAAAUUUUUUGGGUCUUCAGCGUGAGGAGUUCCUUUUUCCAGAUCUAUUUACCAUUCAGGAGCUCACGCAGCAAGUCCUUGACAUGGAAGAUGGCUGUGCUUACUCCAAUGCGACCGGCAACGCCUGUCGUUGCGAAUGGUGCAGCGCCGGCGCCCAGAGUUUGCGGCCCUGGAUUGAUGAAGAAACCUCGCGCGUGGAAAUCAGUAUGGUGGUCUACAAUGCACAGUACGGAUCCUACACCUAUGUCUCAGUGAACUUUAUGUUCAAUCGCGGAGGCCACAUCCAUUCGUUUAUCCAUUGUUUGUCGGCCUUCGUGAAUCCCUUCUUACGCCCCGGCCCGGAGUUGGCCUUGACCCUGGUGGCUGCUACGCUCUGGAUCGGUGCCUUGCUCUAUGCCCUGGCGGCAGAGCUCACCGAGAUCCGGGGGGCCAUCCGGAAUUCCAACGCCGGGCUUCGGAAAGCCCUCUGGGAGGACUACGUGGGCUUUUACAACAUGGUCGACUGGUCCUCCAUCAUUGUGGGCUCCUUAGCCAUUGGCUACUACUUCCAGAGUCGCAUCGCGGCGAGUGCGGUGAACGAGCUGCUGCCCUCCAUGAUUGACGCGAGUUUGAAGCCGGACGCCAACUACCAGUCCACGGUGAAGGAGUUCUUCCGAGCGGCCGAGGACAUGAGCAAGGCCAAGAAGGACACGGAGCUGCAGUUGAUGUUUUAUCCGCUGAUCAUCAUGAUGAGGCUCUUCCGGUCCUUCGAAGCUCAGCCACGACUGGCGCUGGUGUCGGCCACCCUCAAAACGGCGGCUCCAGAUCUGGGACAUUUCUUCAUGAUCUUCUUGUGUGUCUAUUUGUGCUUCGUGGUCAGUAGCCUCUUGUUCUUCGGACAGGAUCUCGAGAGCUUCAGCACCAUGGACCGAGCCCUUCAUACCUCCUUCUUGGCCAUGUUUGGGGAUUGGGAUUGGAAUGCCAUGACCGAUGUGGGCAUGUUGAGAGCUGCUGUGUGGUUUUGGGUCUUUAUGGUGAUGAUGGUGCUCUUCAUGUUGAACAUGCUGCUGGCAAUCAUUAUGGAUGCCUAUCAGAUGGAGAAGUACAAAACGUCGGAUGCCACGACCUUGUGGCAGCAAAUCCUCGACAUGAUCGAGCGGAGACGUCAGUACAUACGCGGCGAGCGCGUGCGCUUGACUGAUGUUUGGAAGACCUUCAGACGUCAAUAUGCUGGAAAAGAGAAAGCCAUGCUCUCCAGCGACCAGCUGCUCUCGGUGGAAUAUCUGGUGAACACCGUGACACGGAUGCCCGAGCAGCAAGCCUUGAGGACCAUGGUUCAUUCCUUAAAGCGUGAUGACAUCCUCACCCACGGCUUUAUGACAGAAGAGCAGGUCAACAAACAUGUGGAGAAGACCUUGGGCUCAAUGGAGCUGAAGAUCAAGGCGAUACUGGAGGAUGUGGAGUUCAUCAACGACAAACUGGACUUCUUCGACCGUUUGUUGGCGCCUGGAGACGCGGAAUACGACUUCUACUUCGGCGCCGAUGGGCAGUCGCACGACCAAGCGAGCAGGUUGUGGAUCUACAACUCCAUCACCGCCAUCUCCGAGGAGUUGCAGCAGAACUUUGUGCGGGGCAUCCAGCGCAUCGGAACCUGGCAGGAUGAGUUCGAAUGCGAGCGCCCCGGUCAAAAGCCGGGGAGACACCCGAACUCUUGGGAGACGGCCGGAGCGAAACCAUUUCUGCGUGAAAAGAGGCAAACUCUCGGAGUUUGUGCCCUUUUUUUUGGGGGGGGGGAGGAGACCUGGGGUAGUACCUCGACCGGGCGGGGAGAUCGGUCACGUCCGCGCGAGUGCAGCGAGCCACAUGAGUGUGGCACCUUUUUGGACCGCAAGGUUCAUGUUCACCUUGUGCGAAAGAAGAACCGAGAGACGGAGGUUGAGGUUGGGCUCUCAAGGUGAGUGGAAAGAUAUCUCAGUUGCUUGAGGUGUUUUUCUCUCCCGAGGUCCAGGUCUUCAGACCUAAAGAUCGCGAGAAGUGUCGAUCUUGGCUGGGAUUUGUAGAAAGGAAACAUGGCAGACGAACAUGUGGUGGCAGCUUGGCUGGCCAUCCCAGCCCAUCAGAUUCUCUCCAUCCUGAGUCCGAUGCGAGAAAUCGAGGCUUCGUAUUGUGAGUGUGGCUGCUUUUCAUUUGCAGAAGCCGAUGGCUCCAUGGACCUCUGGGUUUUUCAUGGUGGCUCCAGCCUCUGAGGCAGACGGAGUUGGCGGAUGGCUUGCGCGAGUUUGAGCAACUGCUGGCACAAAGCCUGGAAGCCUUGCAGGAGUUGCCUCUUGGGUCAGUCGGUCGGGUGCCGAUGUGGCGGCAUGUCAGGUGGGUGGGCAUCGGGCAUCAAAAAGGAAAAAACAGGUGCUUUACUAGUAGUAACAAAAAGCUACUAGUGCUAGUAGUCUCAUAGGCCCGAGCAUCGCUAGUAGUAACAAGUGCCUUACUAGUAGUAACAGGUACUUUACUUCGAGUGUUCCCCACCAUGACAUUUCAAUCAUUUGUCUUGAUGCCAUAGUGAGGAGCAUGUUGCCAUGGUCGUGAGUAUUGUAGUUCUCGAUUUUGCUUGUGGGUCCUCGGGUUGUGUGCUGUGGUUGUGUGCUGUGGUUGUGGUUGUGUGCUGUGUUGUGGUUGUGGUUGUGGUUGU